This is a messenger RNA of Puma concolor (puma), 1659 nucleotides long. The record is from RefSeq and is a predicted model, not a curated record. NCBI's taxonomy places the organism in Eukaryota, Metazoa, Chordata, Mammalia, Carnivora, Felidae.
AUGCAGCGGAGUAUCAUGUCAUUUUUCCACCCCAAGAAGGAGGGCAAAGCGAAAAAGCCGGAGAAAGAGACCUCCAGCAGAGAGACAGAGCCACCUCCAAAGGUGGCGCUGAAGGAACGGAACGGAGAGGUGCCUGAGAACGAUUCUCCAGUGAAGAGGCCAGGGCGGAAGGCGGCCCGGGUCCUGGGCAGUGAAGGGGAGGAGGAGGACGAAGCCCUCACGCCCUCCAAAGGCCAGGGUAAAUGCCCAGUUAUGGUCAUCUCUGUCCUACAGAUAAAGCAACUGACGCUCAGAGAAGGGUUAGAAGAGUCCCUAGUGUGGCUCAUUGCGAACAGAGGCAGUGCUCUGAGCACAGUGCCUGGCACUUUGCGGCACCCAGAGACGGCACCCUUUUCCUGCUGUUCCAUCCAGAGAAAACCCCUGGACCCCUCUGGCUACAACCCGGCCAAGAACAACUACCAUCCCGUCGACGACGCCUGCUGGAAGCCGGGCCAGAAGGUCCCUUACCUGGCUGUGGCCCGGACAUUUGAGAAGAUUGAGGAGGUUUCUGCUCGGCUCCGGAUGGUGGAGACACUGAGCAACUUGCUGCGCUCCGUGGUGGCCCUGUCCCCCCCAGACCUGCUCCCCAUCCUCUACCUCAGCCUCAACCGCCUCGGGCCGCCCCAGCAGGGCCUGGAGCUUGGCGUCGGGGACGGUGUCCUCCUCAAGGCGGUGGCCCAGGCCACGGGGCGGCAGCUGGAGUCCGUCAAGGCCGAGGCGGCCGAGAAGGGCGACGUGGGGCUGGUGGCCGAGAACAGCCGCAGCACCCAGAGACUCAUGCUGCCCCCGCCCGCUCUCACGGCCGCCGGGGUCUUCGCCAAGUUCCGAGACAUCGCCGGGCUCGCCGGCAGCGCUUCCACAGCCAAGAAGAUGGACGUCAUCAAAGGCCUCUUUGUCGCCUGCCGUCACUCAGAAGCCCGAUUCAUCGCCAGAGCCCUGAGCGGACGGCUACGCCUCGGGCUGGCAGAGCAGUCAGUGCUGGCCGCCCUCGCCCAGGCCGUGAGCCUCACGCCCCCCGGCCAAGAUUUCCCCCCGGCUGUCGUGGACGCUGGGAAGGGCCGGACAGCGGAGGCCCGGAAGACGUGGCUGGAGGAACAGGGCAUGAUCCUGAAGCAGACGUUCUGCGAGGUGCCCGACCUGGACCGGAUCAUCCCCGUGCUGCUGGAGCACGGCCUGGAGCACCUCCCGGAGCACUGCAGGCUGAGCCCAGGGGUCCCCCUGAAACCGAUGCUGGCACACCCCACCCGCGGUGUCAGCGAGGUCCUGAAACGCUUUGAGGAGGCGGCUUUCACCUGCGAGUACAAAUACGACGGGCAGAGGGCACAGCUGAAGAAGGACUACCUCGAUGGCGUGGGUGACACCCUGGACCUCGUGGUGAUCGGCGCCUACCUGGGCCGUGGGAAGCGGGCCGGCCGCUACGGGGGUUUCCUGCUGGCGGCCUACGACGAGGAGAGCGAGGAGCUCCAGGCCAUAUGCAAGCUCGGAACUGGCUUCAGUGACGAGGAGCUAGAGGACCAUUUCCAGAGCCUCCAGGUUCGAGUCCCAGCUCGGCCGGCCGACGGGAUGGGGCUUGGGGUCUCCACCACCUUCCCCGCUCCUGCCCCCGCUGAUGGGGGAUGA